AGAGAAUGGGAGUGGCGUCGUUUAGGUGGAUACUGCAAUUGCACAAGGACGUCCCAAAAGCCGCUCGUUUCUACUCGGAAGGCUUGGGUUUCACCGUCAACGUCUCCACUCUCCGAUGGACCGAGAUUCAGUCCGGUCCGCUCAAACUUGCCCUCAUGCAAUCCCCCAAUGACCAUGCCAUGCAGAAGGGCUACUCUUCCCUUUUGUCUUUCACAGUGCCGGACAUUAACCAAACAGUGGCGAGGCUGAUGACAUUAGGAGCUGAGCUAGAUGGUGCGAUCAAAUACGAAAUCCAUGGGAAGGUUGCUGCGGUAAGAUGUCUUGAUGGGCACAUGAUAGGCCUGUAUGAACCGGCGUAGGGCUCUAGAAGCUAAAGACCUUUUGAUGAUGGAAGUUGCUGAAGUAAGAUCCUUGUGGAUUUUUGUUAUGUAAAACUUUGAACUCAAUAGAGAAGAUGUUAUGCACUUGUGCCAAAUUGCUCCUCUCUGGUGUUUUAUGUUCAUUAGCCCCUAAUUUGUAAUACAAAUUACC
Argentina anserina (silverweed cinquefoil) is the source of this 531-nucleotide messenger RNA. RefSeq lists its product as uncharacterized. Lineage: Eukaryota; Viridiplantae; Streptophyta; Magnoliopsida; Rosales; Rosaceae. The record is from RefSeq and is a predicted model, not a curated record. Bases 6 to 359 code for a protein of 117 amino acids. The transcript is spliced from 2 exons.